AAAUUGAUAAACAAUUAAUUUUAUAAUUUUUUGAAAAAUUUAAAAUAUUUUUGAGUUUGAUUAAUUUGAUAUUUAUAUGUGGGGAAGUGGAAUUUUGAAAUUUGAAUAAUUUAUUCGUUUCUAGUUGUAUUAAAAUGACCGAAAAUACCGGCAAAACGAAAAUAAGAAUCAUUACGUCAACAGAUUAUUAAUUUGUAUUCGUAAUGGCAGCUUCUCGAGAGAAAAGAGGGAAUGCCGGGAAUCGUUUGUCAAAAUUGUUGAAUGAUGAAGAGGAAGAUGACUUUUAUAAAACUACGUACGGAGGAUUCAAUGAUCUAGAAAACGACGACGAUUAUCAAUCUGAAGCAGAAGGGGAAGACAUUGUAGAUUCAGAUUUCAGUAUCGAUGAAAAUGAUGAAGUCAUCUCAGACACAGAAAAUGCUGACGAAGAUAAGCCAAAACGGAAAUCAGUUUAUAAGGAUCCUAAAGCUUCCAAACCCACAACUUCUAAAAAAGUUGAAAAAGUCAAUAGAGUUAAAACGGUAGAAAAAAGAAAACCUAUUAAGGAUACAUCAUCAUUAGAUAAAUCUUUAUUCGAAAGGAAAUCUAUUCGAAAAUCAACAGUUGUUAAAUCAGCGGAAACACUGCGUCGAUUAAAAGAAAGAACAGCUAGUAAGCGAAGAUCUGCUAAAAGGGGAAAAUAUUAUCACAUGACUCAAGAAGAGCGACUCGAAGAAGCUAAAAUCACUGAAAUUGAAAAUAUAAAGUCUUUGAGACAGUUUCAAGAAUUAGAAUUAGAAAAAAAGAAAGUUCGCAAUGUUAAAAAAACGUUUUCUGGGCCUACAAUUAAAUACAUAUCUACUACUACUCCCGAAAUCACUACUGUGAAACCAGAUAAAGCGUCGGAAUCUGGUUGUAUUGAAAAUAUAAUUAUUGACGAAUCUGCUGAACCCGAAGUAAUAGUAACAGGCCGCCAAUCAAGAACUUUCAUUACUUUUAGCGAUCAUCCUACUUUUAGAAAAGCGUUUCCUAUUCAUAAACGUUCUAUUGUUAAAUCAAAAAAACGCUGUCCUAUCACAAAAAUGGUUGCCAAAUAUGUUGAUCCGAUUACGGAAUUACCCUUUUAUAAUGGAAAUGCUUUUCGUUGUAUUCGUGAAGGUUAUUACCAUCAUUUAGAUCAAAAAGGAAAUAAAUUUGAUCCUCAGGUUACUGCGUGGCUGGAAUGGUACAAAAAUAACAAGAAAAUGCAGAAAGAUAGUUUGGCUGUGUAUUCCGAAACUUCAGUUCUAAACGCGUUGAGGCAGUUGCCGAGUUUAUCUCAGUUUCAGUUAAAUACUUCUACGAAAGAGAAUUAGCUAGUAUUAAAACUUAUCAUCUUCAAGAUUCUUUUAUUUAUUUUUUCAUACAUGUAUAUUUUUCGUCUCUGUACAUUGAUUGAAAAUUGUAACUUUGAAAUGAUCUUCGUUUCAGAAUUUGCCCGAGAAAUCAUUUAAUAAAGAAUUCGGAAAUUAUCAAUUAA
Planococcus citri (citrus mealybug) is the source of this 1498-nucleotide messenger RNA. It is a transcript of the gene YL-1, whose product is annotated as Vacuolar protein sorting-associated protein YL-1. The record is from RefSeq and is a predicted model, not a curated record. Gene Ontology annotation, cellular component: nucleus. Gene Ontology annotation, molecular function: ATP-dependent H2AZ histone chaperone activity. NCBI's taxonomy places the organism in Eukaryota, Metazoa, Arthropoda, Insecta, Hemiptera, Pseudococcidae. The coding region runs from base 204 to 1334 and encodes 376 amino acids. The transcript has 8 exons. Gene Ontology annotation, biological process: chromatin remodeling; regulation of DNA-templated transcription.